GGCUAGGGGGAUCUCCUUCCAUUGGUUCUCCCUCUUUGUCUCUUUCUAGCUUUUUAAACACUUAAAUCUCAGAAAACCUAAUUUCUUGGCUUUAGUUAGUGCGUUUUGUUUAGAGGUGGUGAACUGAAACUGAAACUGGAUUGAAACUGGAUUUGAUUUCUUAUUUUCUCCUGUAGGGACGAUUCUUGUGUAUUUUUAGAGCCACUGAUCCAACUGUUGCUUGUCAGACUCAAGCGCUGCCUUUUCACAAUCAAGCGGGGCCAAAACAGGUUUUACAAAGGAGCUGCGGACGUGUUUCUAUGGUAACACGGCAUUUCCAGGACCAUUAAAGGACCAAAAGCUAUCAGUGAAGAUCCAGGAAAUUCAAAGUCUAAGAUGACUGGUCACACCAGCAGGGAUGCGACCCCUCCAUCUCGGUCCACGCAGAAGACAAUUGUUGAUGACAUCGUGCUGACCUUCAGUUCACCGAUGGCCUGGCUGCUGGUCGGGGCUCUGGUCAUCACGUGGUCUGGAGUAGCCAUUGUAUUGUUUGAUUUACUUGAUUAUAAAACUCUAACAGACUACACAUCAUACUGUGACGACCCCAUGUGUUUAUCACCUGGUCUCCCUCCUCCUCCUGCCAUCGCUAAGAGAGGUUUGAAGGCUCGCGCUGGAGUCCGCCCAAUUGUCAAAUCAAGUCUUGCUGGAAUCCAUGGUGACAUCACUCCUUCAGAGAGCUCUGAUUGGCUGGAGAUGAUUUGGACGUUUGCUACCAGUCUGGUGGCACCAGAUGAGGAAGAGGAAGGUAUUCACCACCUAACCGAAACCCUCGCGUCGUUCCACUCAGACGACCUCUGAUUGAACGAAGGCGGGAAAGGGAAGAAAAUGGGGGGAAAAGGAGUUUGGGCUGGAGUGGACAUGAGAAAUGGUGUGAACAUGUUGCAGCUGGAGCAGAAGAUGGAUGGAUGUGGCACGUCAUGUCAGAGCGAGGCUUUUCUCUGUUGUUAACAAGGAUUCAAUCAAUAAAAGACUCUAAAUAAA
Nothobranchius furzeri (turquoise killifish) is the source of this 1020-nucleotide messenger RNA. RefSeq names its product triadin. Gene Ontology annotation, cellular component: sarcoplasmic reticulum; membrane. The record is from RefSeq and is a predicted model, not a curated record. Gene Ontology annotation, molecular function: signaling receptor binding. Lineage: Eukaryota; Metazoa; Chordata; Actinopteri; Cyprinodontiformes; Nothobranchiidae.